UUCGGAAGCUUCUUUUCUACGUAACCCAUCCUGCCAUUUCAACGCUACUGGAACCCAGUGUCAACGCUCUGUAGAUGCUGAACUCGCAGCGGCCGAGUGUUUGGUGAAGGAUUGAGUAGCAUGCAUGGUUUUUUUCACCAGCACUCGUCUUGUUUGUUUCGGGGAGUACGAUCGGUUCAGGUGGCAUUCCCGUCUAGACAGCGGGAAUGCACGCGAGUUGCUUUGUGAGACUGUGCUCCAUGUUCAGAUGAUCGGUUUGAGGUAUAGGAUUAGCUGGUUUCUUGUAGCUGGAAGAGUUUCUGGUGGGUACUGAAUACAUGCACACGGAGAUUAUGAAACUUUUCGGGGAUCACCAAGAGACAUGAAGCCAAAUGCGAGCCUCGCGGUUUUUGAUUCGUUGAACUCAAUGUCGGAGUGUUUUUCGACACACAUUGGUGUACUUCCGACGUAAUUUGGUGAAGAGGCACAGAAUCGAUUUCUCCAGAAAUCUUCCUUCUGAAAUAUGCUGCGGUUCUUGAAUGUCCGGGUCAUCAUGCAUAUUCAACCCGUGCAUUUCUCCACAAUAGAGGAUUUGCCGCACAUCGAAAGGAGCUUGUGUGACAACAGAUGAUAAGUGUGUAUUUCUUUGCAACAAGGGAAUAGUGACUCCGCAGAGGAGAUUGUACACCACCCCGACGAAUUCGUGAAGGGCUCCAGCCUACCCAUGGGGUAAUGUCAGCAGAUUUCGAUCACCAUGGGCGGACCCAAAACCCCUGCGCAGAAAAGUGACGGCAAGAGAGGGCGAAAGGACGCGAAGUCAUCUUCCACAAUGAAACCCGAGCAGUUUGCUCGAGGAGAACGAAUCAGGCGACCUGGUAGACCUGUAGACCUCAAAGUGGACGUGGAGAACUUAGCAGAUGUUUUCCCCCUCUCACCAAUCGAGAAGUACAUGGUUGAGACACCAACUGCUUCUAAUCGCUCAACACAAUCGCCGAGUUCGUUCCUGCAACCGGAUCAGUUCUUUUCUGAGCUAAGCGUCAAGACACCGACUGGCAGUCAGACAGAUCUCUUUGCCAGCGAUAGUCCCCGUAGCGCUCGUAGUACCCGUAGCACUCGUAGCGGUAGCGAAUCACGGAAUGAAGCCAUGUCGCUGGAGGUGAACUCGCCCAGUCUUAACAAAACUCCCCAAAACGCAGAGAAGAUAGGAAAUAGAACAGUCAAGGAAGCCACGCUAAAGUCCCCUCGUCCGACGCAGGUAGGUGAGAAAGAUGGAAAUAAGCCACGGAGAACUGAGGGCAUUAGGCAGCAACCGCGAACACCUCGAGCAGAAUAUGCGAUUGAACAUUUCUAUGAGCCUGCGAGUUCCCUGCCAACGUUGGAGUUGUGCUACGAGGGCAAGCCUGCCCCAGCACCUGCCCAUUUACGUGUCAAGGCUGGAACUGGGACAGGCUCUCUCUCGAAUAAUCCAUCGCAACCAUCACACGAGAAACAAGAGACGGAUUCUACCCCACCACCUUCGGACAAUUUGAAGACUGAAGAAUUUGAAGAGUCUCAUGGAGCAGUUGACCUUCAAGGUUCCAAGUCUCCUGAGCUUCAGAAGUCCUCAUCUGAAGGAAGUACGCGGCCUUCCAAGGGAGGAAGUGCUGCGAUGCUGAAGUUGCAAUCAACUUCGGCCCGGAUAGGCAGCACCUGGUCGCCGGCCAGGAUGAAGGAGAAACUGGGCAGUAGUUUCUCUGGUAGGAAAGGUAGCUCGUCUCGUGUGGAUACCGAUUCUAAAACCCCUCAUUCGUUCCAUGGAAACACGACCACGAGUGCGCAUUCGCAGCCGAUCAAGUCACAUGGCACUGAAACGGAGGGGAAUUCUGUGAAGCCCGUCAGUCGGCUGCGUCGAAUGUUCAAUUGGCUAGGCAGAAAGACAAGCUCCAAAUCAAGUUCUGGUUUGAAGGGUGAAAAGAAUGGUGGUAGUGGUAAGAGCGAUUCUAAGGCUGAGCAGCAGGUUGAAGCAGAUAGAGAGCAAGAGGCUAAUGAGCGCGCUGCGGAGUUCGAUACCGAAAAACAUCAUGUUGACAGUCCAAGAUCCUCUGCGUCGAGUGUCAGCUCUAGUUUUUCUGAUGUCAGUUCUAAGUCGUUCAGCAACAAGCAUUCGCACCACAAGAAACACGCCAAGUCUGAGUCGGGGAAGUCAAAACCGUGGUUGCAGAGGGUGCAUCAGAAAUUCCAGGGGCGGGGGACCAAGGAUAAUGAAGACGACAUUUUCGAAGCAGUCCGAAAGGCAACGCUUCAUGAUGGUGCAGAUUCCAAAGAUGGCGACAGUGCCUCCCUAAAUGGAUCGACCAGAUAUCACUUGGAGAAGAACUCUCUCUCCAAGCUUCUCACAAAGCACAAGCGAAAUUCCACCUGGGAUGCUGGCAAGCUAAGUCCAACGGAUCAUCCGUUCUCCCCUAAGCAGCCGCAGUUGCAUAAGAGUGACGCUCAUGUAUUACUUGCGCCUCCAAAGCGACUUACAGGUCACGUAGGAGAAACCGAAUUCCAGCGAAGGAGAGGCAAGCCGUCCACGUUGAACACAGAAUCCCGGUUGUCUACUCCGACCACCACCACCACCGAUGUUGCAGACAAAUUGGCAUCACCGAGUAACUCAGUGAACGAGACCAUAGAGAAGGGAAGUGCGCCCGCUACGCCUGAAGCCAAAGCUGUAGUCCUUGUAGAGAGUUCUCAUGAAAGGCAUACUGAACAAGGUCUUCCACUUCCUGCGUUGCCCUCAACGGUAGGUCCGACGACUUCAGACAGGGCAGAGCCACAAAGGUCUCCAAGAUAUGUUUCUCCAGAGAGAGCUGCAUUGAACACUCCACCGAUAUCUCCUGCAGCUCAGCCUUCGUCGCGGGGUAGCAGCUUCGGGUCAAGUUUUAAAGGGUUCAAUUCACCCUUGCCAUUGCCAGUUAGGGUUGGGUCGCGGAGCUCUCCAUCGAGUCCCAUCUAUGCAAAUUCUGUUGGUCUUUCGAAGAGCCCCGAACUUCUUGCAUUAUCUCUUGUUGGAACGCAAAGCACUCCAACGAGUCCUGGGUUGUAUACACCAUCACUAGGUUGGACAGGGAUGCAGAGUACUCCAACAAGUCCUGGAGUGUGUGGAGCUUCGUCUACUAGCGGAGCUGGGUUUCAAGACUCUCUCAUGGCAGUACCAGAUGUAACUUCGCCAAGGAGCCCAGGACAGAAUUUUGGGGAGCAGCUCCUGCUCGAGGACAGCACCAGUUGGGCUGAUUCAAUGGCGAAGGGCGUUCAACAGGAGCAAUCGCGCGCCGAUGCAUCUGUGCCCAGAAACGGCUUCAAGGGGGCAAAAGCUCAUGAGUCUCACAGUCCAUCGUCGAGUGAAAGAGAAAGUUCGGACAAGCAGAAAUCAGGUAGUGCCAGUGUAGUUCCACUGCCUCUUUCGCCACGGUCGCAGAUGGUGUCCUUCGAGCAGAUCGUUGCUGGUCGCGGUCGGACGCCUCCCACAGACAACACUCUCAUGAAGUUUUUCUUCAAGUGCCGGGAAAUUGAGCACCUGAACAAAUUUCUUGCGCUCCAGAAGAAACGAUUUCUGGAUUCAUUCAAUACGGAGACAGCGAAGUGCUUCCACAUGAUAUUGUCAGAAUCAGGCAAAGGUCUAAGCUCCAUGGUGUCUACGAUCUGCACAGCUUGGCUGUUGGAGAACACAAUGGCUUCGGCUUCCGUGAAAUGGCAUCCCAUUCCGGUGAUGAACAUGUGCCAGAAUGAAAUGUGGCAGCAUCGGGACGUUGCGUGGCUUUUCCAUGUCGUUGGAAUCGAAUCAAACGCCAUUCUCUUCCUCGAUGAGAUUACAUCGAGUAAUGAGACGUUAGUGCCUGGGCGAGUGAAGCGGGCAGUGACUGGCCAAGACAUUCUGGUUACAAAAAACGAGGCAUCCAGCUGCACCAUUGUUUCUGAAAAAUUUCGACAGGAAGCUCCUAAACUCCUCCAGGCCCGCUACAUGAAGACGCUCCUGCUUGCAGGAAUUCUUGUGGACACAAAGAACUUGUCCGCAGGAACAGCAAGGGAUAAGCAGCAGGCAACCAUUCUGCUUGUGGGAGCUGGCUCAUUGGGGAGAAACGGUUUCUACAAUCAUUUGAAUAACAUUCGUGAAGAGAAUUACGUCACCUCAUUCAUCAAAGAGAUAUACGGCGAUUCCAGUGCUCUGACAGGGGAGAAACCAUCGCGUAGAGGUAGAGGCGUCGAGACAUUAAGACCGAUAAGCGGCACCAUACCGCCCGACAAGAAGCUAGAAAAGCCAAUUCCGGUGGUCAUCCCGAAACCAUUAAGUGAAAUCGCUGUUCCAGUCUCACCCCCAGCUCCCGCACCGGCACCGUCACCGAAAAAACCCAUCACAACACCAAGUCGCAAACCCGAGCCCGAGGUCAAGCGAGAAGCCGACACCAAGCCUCCGUGGUCGACCAAAAAAGAACCCCCAAAAUGGAGCCGCAGAUCUGAACCCGAGAUCAAAACUGACAACAACAACAACACGGCACCAUCGAGGAGGAAGAGCGAAGUCUCUGUACCCGAAGGUCGUGGCGCACCACCGAAUUCCAAAAUCUCGCAUGCACUCCGUCGGUUACGACCUCGCUCAGUUGUUCAGUAGCUGAAUUGAAUUGAAAUGCAGCGCCUUUCCAUCAUCGCAUCGCAUUCCAUCGCAUUGCAGCAGGACCCACAUUGAGACCUGUUUAGUUAGGAUUCCCCAUCCCCAUUCCCUGGUACAGAUUGAUUGCUUCAUGUGGGUCUAGAGCUCUCCAUCGCAUGUCGAGCAGCAGUGAGUGUACAAUUUCAUUUUAGUGUUUAGUUUUUUUAUGGUAUUUUUAUGGUUUCUUUUUUUUUCUUUUUUCCUUAAACAUUUCUUUCUGUCAGGCAGUGAGGCAUUUCGGAUUGUCUCCUCCGACGAAGCCCACGUCACGCUGCCCUCAAUUUUGCACCACCACAUUUCCCAAAAUUCUUGGCCCACCAGAAAAUACCCUCAAUUUGUGUACAGUUUGCACACCGUGCUAGUGUAACAUGCUUUCCCUUUAUUCGACA
Messenger RNA from Physcomitrium patens, 5034 nucleotides. RefSeq lists its product as uncharacterized. Gene Ontology annotation, cellular component: cytoplasm. Lineage: Eukaryota; Viridiplantae; Streptophyta; Bryopsida; Funariales; Funariaceae. The record is from RefSeq and is a predicted model, not a curated record. Gene Ontology annotation, molecular function: exopolyphosphatase activity.